AUGGACAGCAAUGCUUUCAAACUUCUUGAGUCUGUGACCUUGAAAACUCUUCAUGCUCACAGUUUCUCCCGUUCCUCGACUCAAGCAUCACUGGUCUUGACCGAUCUGCUGUCCCGCUACAUCGCCCUUCUCUCGACGACAUGCGCACAAUACGCGCAACACGCGGGGCGUACCAACUUGACGGCUCGGGAUGCCAUUCGUGCACUUGAUGAGCUGGGCAUCGACGUAGAAGAACUUAAUGAAUACUGUAGCCAUGAAGGAGAAGAGCUGGCGCGGUAUGCCGGCCACUCUACCAAACGUCUAGAGGAUUUGAAUGACUUCAAGGGUCAGUCGAGUCAGGAAGAAGAGGAAGAUGGUGAAUCUCCAGUGCCAUAUGACACUAAUGUGGACAUGGAUGAUGUCGUCGAAAGUGCCAUGGAUAUGGUGAACGGAGAGGCAGAAACGUCGAAGUUGGAAAGGCUACCACCCCUACAAAGGAUAGCGACACCUGUCUCGCCACGGACAACACCUCAUACACCUCCUCUACCAUUAUCCCCAGUAUCCAAUCCAUCGUCUCCUGCACGAAAACGACCCCGAACUAACAACUGGCAUCCCCCAUCUCAUAUACCUCACUUUCUGCCUCCUUUCCCAAAUGACCGCUCUUCUCCAGAACCUGAGCCACUCGCAUUACCACCUGCAGCUGAAGCUUCAUCGUCUGUUCUUCCCCCAACCAUCAAAUCUGAGCGCCCAGCAUCGCCUCCCCGACAUUCUUCCAGUGCGCAAGGAGACUAUGUGACCGCCGUUCCAUAUUCUCUCUCUGCUCUGUCUUCCACACCUGAAUGGCAUCUACCCCACGCACCGUCACUAAACACUCCUCAAUUUUCCAACCCUUCAUUCUCACGCUUACCAGUCCCUCAAGUCCAGCCUUCCCUCCUCGCAGCAUACCACCACAUCCUCACUCACCCUCCUCCUGCGAAUCCCAAUGCCGCCAACCCAUCUCGCCACAGAGUGGCCAUGCAAUUCCUACACCAAGUGCAGCGCAAUCCUCGUUGGGAGCCUGUAGCCACCCUCUAUGCUUCCAACGUCCCAAACGCCCCCACCGUCGCGGCGAUUGGCCCGACCUAUCCCGUACCCAUCGGCACAGAACCCCCUACCUUCGACGAGAAGAAAGAUGACGAGAAUUCCAAGAAGUCGAAUCUCCCCGCGAUGCUUGGCAGACCCGUCGGUGCUCCCGAUCGCCUUACAUCUCUUGUCAGCUAUCAGGACUCCCGCAUCUCAGAAUUGGCCAGAGCAGUGCUUUCGGCUCCUCUUCAAAAACGGACCAUGCGGCUUUCUCAUCCUGGCGUGCUCAAACGCGGCUCUGAACAGCUCAUCUAUGGCAAUGGCGUUAGCGCAGUAUGGAAUUCGAGUCCUAUGCCUGCCCCAGUAGCUCCUACGCCGACUGUAGGUAAAGGGAAGGAGGCACUUGCUAACGGCCUUGCCAACGGGAAAGGCGCAGGGAAAGAAAAGGCCUUACCGGAUGCACGCAUGUAUGCGACUUGGGAGUACGAUCAGAAGAGCUUUAAAGAGCCGCUCGCGAUUCCUCGUCGAGCAAGACAGGCAAGCAUUCAAAGCAACUUGUCCAGCGUGUCUGCGGUGGGACGAGCAAGAAGUGAGAGUAGGAUUGGUUGA
Messenger RNA from Heterobasidion irregulare TC 32-1, 1650 nucleotides. RefSeq lists its product as uncharacterized. Bases 1 to 1650 code for a protein of 549 amino acids. The record is from RefSeq and is a predicted model, not a curated record. NCBI's taxonomy places the organism in Eukaryota, Fungi, Basidiomycota, Agaricomycetes, Russulales, Bondarzewiaceae. Gene Ontology annotation, molecular function: protein heterodimerization activity. The transcript has 3 exons.